CGUUGACUUCAUCCUGACCAAUACAAACCCUACCCUUCUUUAAUCAGAAACAUUCCUAUUCGACGUAACCGUAACGAAAUAAUCGCUCGUUUGCAUCAAGGACGUCAAUCUAUCAUUUCGACUACUCCGAAUACCUCCUCGUCUAUCCGCAAGCUAUUUCGGAAUCGAUGCCGACCAUGCAUAAGGACCAACCCAUCCACCACGGCUCUCUCGAGCACCUCCUACCACCAAGCUGGAAAUCCCAAAUCAUGUCCUGGCUUGCCGAAGACAUACCCUCUUACGAUUACGCCGGCUUUGUCGUCGGCGAACACCCGCGCACCGCUACACUCUGGGGCAAGAGCGCAGGUAUUAUUGCUGGUAUCCCGUUCUUUACUGAGAUCUUCAAACAAUGCGGGUGCGAGGUCGAAUGGCAUGCUAAGGAGGGUAGCUAUAUCAACCGCCCGAAAGAUGGCUCUGGGAAGACUAAGGUAGCAACCGUUAGUGGUCCAGCGCGAGGCCUGCUACUAGGUGAACGCGUUGGUCUUAAUUUACUUGCUCGCUGCUCGGGUGUUGCGACCGUGAGUCGGGAUAUGCUGCUCAGUCUGCGCAGCGCGGGGUACGAGGGCGUGCUGGCGGGUACGCGGAAGACGACGCCCGGGUUUCGGCUGGUUGAGAAGUACGGCAUGUUGGUUGGUGGCGCGGAUACGCAUCGCAUGGAUUUGAGUUCGAUGAUCAUGCUAAAAGAUAACCACGUCUGGAGUCGGGGUAGUAUCACGGAAGCUGUUGAGGCGGCGAAGAUGGUUGGUGGAUUUGCGCUGAAGAUCGAGGUUGAGGUUCAGAAUGAGGAGGAGGCUAAUGAGGCGAUCGCUGCGGGUGCGGAUAUCGUCAUGUUGGAUAACUUCACGGGCGAGGGCGUCAAGAUCGCGGCGAAGAAUUUGAGAGAGAAGUGGAGGGGCAAGCGAGAAUUCUUGAUUGAGGUUUCGGGUGGUUUGAGGGAGGAUAAUGUUUUUGAUUACGCCAACAAUGAUAUCGAUAUCAUCUCCACGAGUUCGAUCCACCAAGGUACGCCGCACGUAGACUUCUCGCUCAAGAUAGAUCAAGGUCAGAUCGCGCAGGAAUCGUGAUUUCGCACGGGAAAUCUGUUCUCUGUAUAAUACAUAAUCACGAAGGGUAUACGACCUAGAAUGAAUGAAUACUAUGGGUAAUCUGGGUUCUCGAUGGAAUUGGUUACAUACCUAAAAUAAGGGUACGUUUGGGCUUACGAAAUACUUGCUUACGCUUCGUAGCAUCCUCCAACUCAACAAUUGUGGUGUAUAUAUGAGACACCAACUAGCAAGUUGUUAUAUGUACCUCUGAUAUACGUUAGAUAAGUCCUAAAAUGACCACAAGUUAGGCAUUGCCGAGUCUGGUUUCUCGGCCGAACCGACUUGUAUGAGCGCCUACAAAUAGGCCUGAUAGCGCCGACAUCUAGUUUAUAUACUAUAAUUGGAGCACAAAUCUUCACA
This is a messenger RNA of Hypoxylon trugodes, 1484 nucleotides long. RefSeq names its product putative nicotinate-nucleotide pyrophosphorylase. Lineage: Eukaryota; Fungi; Ascomycota; Sordariomycetes; Xylariales; Hypoxylaceae. The record is from RefSeq and is a predicted model, not a curated record. Gene Ontology annotation, cellular component: cytoplasm. The transcript is spliced from 2 exons. Gene Ontology annotation, biological process: quinolinate catabolic process; NAD+ biosynthetic process. Bases 168 to 1103 code for a protein of 311 amino acids. Gene Ontology annotation, molecular function: nicotinate-nucleotide diphosphorylase (carboxylating) activity.